GUAUAACACAGACAAGUGAUGAAUAAUAUUCAUGGCAAUACUUAACAAUCUCUGCAAGAGCAUAGGCAGGGGUAUGGAGGCGUCGGAGUCAGGCGCCCUUCUUCUGGGGGGGCCAUUUGGAGAUGAGAGAAACAUGUUUGUUCUCAAGCCGUUUACAACAAAAGCGUACAAGCAAAAGAUCAAAGCAAAAGUAAGGGGUGAAGAGACCAGCAUAUCACCCGAAUACAUCCUGCAACAGGCGCGCAUGACACAUGGACGGAACAUGUUGGGCAUUUGUACUGCAGCGGACCUGCGCCAACGCGCCGUACCUGCCAGCAUGAUUCGUCUUCAAGCGGAAAACUAUGCCUGCCAAGUGCCACAGCCGUCAUUCUCGGGCUACAGCACCAGCAGUGGUUUUGGCAGCGAGCAUAGACACGACCCUCUUGACAUGCUUGGCGAGGAUUCAGGGAGACGUCGUCGCAGGGACACGACAGCAGCUUUUGCUGCUGCAGCUGCACCUGCGACUUCCUCAUCAAUAGCAGGAGCAGCGACCAUUGUACCUGCCACAGCAGCUGAGGUGGCAUCAGUUGCAGCAGCGACUACUGAGGCUUCCACUGGAAAGGCCUUUGGGGAUGCCUGCAAGCAGCAAGAUGGACAGGAGGCUAGCGGCGAGCCACUAGCUGGGUCCGUUGCCGGCGGGAGCAGCAAUCCAGGGAGGGAAGGCAGCAGCGCUGGUGACAGUAGUGGUAGUGAUGGCAGCAGCAGGGACACCGGAGCUGUGUCGGCAGCUGCAGUCGACACGGGGCUGCUGGUCUUAGGGCAGGAAGAGGAGGGAGCGGAGGCCGAACAGCAGCAGGCGGCUGGUGAGGAGGACUGCCGAGCACAUGCGGCGGCGAUAGCGGCAGCCGCAGCGGCGGCGACAGCAGUAGCUACGGCGGACGGUUCGUUCCCGUUGCUAUCGCUCCAUCAUGAGGACCACCACCAGCAACAACAACACCCUCACCCUCAUCCUCACUCUCACUCGCACCACACGCAUUCCCAUCAGCCCCAUUCCCACCAACCUCAUCCCCAGCCGCACCCCGAUGCGGGUGCGGCUCGGCCACCGCAGCCGCCACCAGCUUCCUCAAUCCCUGCCGCAGUACAGCUCGAGCACGGAUCAGCGGCGGAUGCAGCAACGCUGCCGGACUCUUGUUUUGCGCGACCGAGCAUCGCCCUAUCCGCCGUUGGUGUAGCAACGCCAGGGAUAGCGGUAGCGGAGGCAGGAGCACCAGCCCCAGCCCCAGCACCGGCACCAGGCGGCGAGGGGUGCCGUGUUGACACCCUGCUAACGCAGCUACGUCAGUUCCAGCGGGGACCCCCGGCGCCUUCCUACCUGACCGGUGGCAUGGAGCGACGCACCACCACCAGCACCGGCGGCGGUGGCCGCGGCAGUAGCACCGGCGGCGGGGCCAUGACCAUAGACCUGCCGCCGGCGCUGUUGUUACAUCAGCAGCAACUGCAGCAGCAGCAGCAGUCUGCUGGACACGCUGUGUUGUCUGUGUGUCCGGGAGUCAAGGAGCCGUUUUCUCAGCAUCCGUCUCUGGUGUCCUCGCAUGCGUCGGCUCUCGGCGGACUCAGCAGCGCGCCAACAGCCAACAGGGCUACCUGGGACAUGCGCUCCCCGGCGUCGACGCUGACGGGAACUCCCAGCGGCGGUGUGUACGGCAUGGGCGGCGGCGGUGGCGUCACGGUGCAUGGGAAUGGCAGCGGCAGCGGCGGCGGCCGAGGGGUCAGCGGGGAGCAUUUGGUGCGCAGAGGGCGCACGCACGGCCCCAGCGGCAGCCUCACGGGGAUGCUUGCGGCGCCCUCGUACGACGCUGCGGCGGCGGCGGCGCGGUACGGCAACCCAGGCGUUGUGAUAAUGCUGGGUGGGCCGGCGGGGGUAAGCUCCAGCGGCGACGACACCGCAGAUGGCACGUUUCGGCCCAUUGCCUGCAGCGGUGCCGGCGGCGCCGUUGGCAGCGGCGGGGGCGCCAACCGCGGCGGCCGUACCCGACGAAGCGCGAGCACGGGUGCUGACUUUCCCUUGUACGGCGCUCGCUUCAACGGCAGCAGUGGCGAUGGAGGCGAGAGUCAAGGCGUCAGCCACGCAAGCGCGCAUGCAACUCGUGCAGCGGACCGAGCUCCUCGCAACCACCGCCGGCAACCACCUCGGCAACCUGCCGAACAAAAUUCUGGUAGCCCUUGCCCGAGCAGCAACGGUCAGGCAUCAGCCUCAGCCGCCAGACUCCCUCCGCAUGCAGCAGCAUCAGCCGCGUUUGGGGGCACACCAACGGGGGCAUCAGCGAUGAGAGCGUCGGCGGCGGGGGUGGUGACGGAGGCGGGACGUAUCGUCGAAGUUUCCUCCAUUGGCCGUACUCGACUCCAGGGAAACUACUCGGCUGACCUGACGUCUCGCGUGAUCGCCCACGCUAACAGCGGCGGCGACCAUUCAGGUCUGCUGCUGCCGGCGGCGACCCUGACUGCAGAUGGCUACGUGCCUCUACCAACGCCUCCGCCCCCGCCGCCGGCCCCCGCAGCGCAGCUUCUGCCGGAGCUGCCUUGCGCUUGUACGACAGCAGCGACGCCGACGGCGACGUCAGCGCUGGCCUCCCCGCCCAGCCCGGCGGCGAUAGCUCUGUUCCGAGCGAUCACGCGGGUGGACCCCGUGGGCCAUAGCGCGCUGGAUUACCUAGGGCCGGUGUCCGAGGGCCCUGCAACCUCGAGGGCCCUACGCGGCCCGCCCUACGCGCCGCGCCUGCUGCCCCCGCACCACCAGCGCCACCACCAGCACCGCAAUCACCACCGUCAUCAACACCACCAGCACCAACACCAGCAUGGGCUCACCUCCUACCAUUCCGUGCCCACUGCGGCGAUGGCGGCGGAGGCGGAGCGUUCGCCUGCUGCUGCUCGCGGCGUGCGGGCUAGCAGCAGCCAAGUGGAGCUGUGCAGCCACCCCACCAAGCUUCCCAAGAUCAGCUCGGCGCUUGCAGCCGGGAGCACCUCCUUUCCUGGACCCAGGAGCUCCUUGUUGGGCCAUAGCAGCAGCAACAACAACACCAGCAGCCUGUUAGGCCACAAGCCACAACACGGGCAGCACCGGGAUGAGACACCAAACAGCACCCAGGGCGGUGGCGGUGGUGGCGGCCACCAUGCCGGUAACUUGGUUGGGCAUGUGCAUGGAAUAGGGAUGGG
This is a messenger RNA of Astrephomene gubernaculifera, 3192 nucleotides long. The record is from the annotation of a GenBank genome assembly. Lineage: Eukaryota; Viridiplantae; Chlorophyta; Chlorophyceae; Chlamydomonadales; Astrephomenaceae.